AUGUUUUAUACAUCAUUUGGAUCUCAAGUGCUCAAGCAUACCAUAAAGUCAGUGAAUUUCCAAAACGCAUUGCGCUUGUCAAUUGGUAUUAGUGGACUUUGUUCAUCCGCAUUAAUAUAUCAUCAUUACCAAGAUAGACGGGUUUUGCUUUCAGAUGUUUCAAAAGAGAGUUUGAAUUCAGUUGAUGUUGAUAAGAAUGUGGAUCCAUUACCACUAUCAAUGAACCUGUCGACUAGAUAUCAACUAUUAGCCCAUGGGACAAGAGCUGUUACUUUUCUGAAAUUCAAAGUAUAUGCACUGGGAAUUUAUGUUGCAAACGAUGAUAUUUAUAAAAUCCCAAUGGUUCUAAACUCAAACUAUUUAUCACAACAGUUUAUUGAUACAGAUUCAGCUAAGUCACAUUCUGAAAAUAUAUUUGCAGCAUUACAUGACUCCAAAAAAUCAGGUUUUUUGAUUUCAAAUCUUCUUGAUAGCAAUAUCAGACUAGUUGCAAGAAUCACACCAAUCAGAAAUACCGACUUUAAUCAUCUGAAAGAUGGGAUGGUCAAGUCCAUCCUUGCAGCUAAAUAUCAAGAUGAAGGACUUGCAAGUGGUCUGCAGGAAUUAAAAGAUGCAUUUAGCCGUAAAGGGUCUGUCCCAAAAAAUAAUAAUCUUGUUUUGGAAAGGCUAUCUAACGGAGAAUUAGUACUAUCAUAUGAAGAUUUGAAGAAACACGAGUCAUUUGAACUUGGUAGAGUCAAAAACCCAGUGAUAAGUAAGGUAUUAUUCUUACAAUAUUUAAGUGGAGGUUUAAGUAAUAAUACAAAAGAUACAGCGAUAGAGAAAAUUUCACAACUUGUCUGA
Messenger RNA from Hansenula ciferrii, 843 nucleotides. RefSeq names its product chalcone isomerase domain-containing protein. NCBI's taxonomy places the organism in Eukaryota, Fungi, Ascomycota, Saccharomycetes, Phaffomycetales, Wickerhamomycetaceae. The record is from RefSeq and is a predicted model, not a curated record. The coding region runs from base 1 to 843 and encodes 280 amino acids. Gene Ontology annotation, molecular function: intramolecular lyase activity. The transcript has a single exon.